AUGACGAAGGGCCCCGCAGCAACGCAGGGGUCGGCUACAGCAGAGACGGUGGCAGCGGGACCCGAGGGCCCCGUGGCAAAGCAGGCGGCGAUCACACUGGCUUCAAGGGCGGGGGCGGGAGCGGCGCCGGGAGCCGACUGGUCCGCACCAAGCAGGCUGACAAAGAUGUUAACAGAUCGAGCCCAGAAAUCUCUGGAUCCCUUGAAGUUACCAGAAGGAUUUCAAAGCAAAGUGGUUGCACCUCGCAAUGCAAAGCUGGUUAGAGAAGAAAAGAAGGAUGCUCCACUAACACCAUCUGCUUUCCUGAAAGAGAUGUCUCUCACAACGGAACAAAGACUGGCAAACACCCAUGAAAUGCGUUUGCCUCGCAUUGUCCAGCUUUUGGACAUGAGUGAAACCUCACACCAGAAAUUCUCCUCAGUUGAUCUGGACCGGACUCUGUUUCAACCAUUCCCAUCGGAAGUGAUUUUUCAGAACUAUGCCCCUUGUGAGCUCUACGAAGUACCACUGAUUCUGAGGAACAAUGACAAGAUCCCACGGCUCGUGAAAGUUGUUUUGGAGAGUUCACCUUACUUCCGAGUCAUCAGCCCCAAUGAUGUGUGCAACAAAGUUGCACCCGGCAUGCCAUCAACAUUCCGCAUUCUCUUCACUCCUGAGGAAAACAAGGAUUAUUUCCACGAAGUAACCUGCAUUACUGAAAGGGAAAAAUUCAUUGUCCCUAUCCGAGCAAUUGGUGCCAGAGGCAUUUUGGAUUUCCCAGACCAAUUGAAUUUCUCCAUGUGUCCUGUCAAGUACAAUACACAGAAAACCCUGCUUGUUCGGAACAUUGGCAACCGAGAGGCCCGCUACCAGAUUACCACCCAGAGACCAUUUUCUGUCAAACCCUCCAUUGGGACCCUCGGAGUAAAUGAAACCACUCAAUUCACUAUUGACUUUUAUCCAGAAAAAAGUGGAAACCACUGUGAAGACCUUGCUGUCCAUUAUGAUACAGGAGAGGAUAUUCAUGUCAGUUUAUAUGGAGGUGCUACAGAUGUCAACGUGAGGCUGGAUAAGAACUCCUUGACAAUUGAGAAGACUUAUAUCACUUUAGCAAACAAGAGGUCCGUAGUCAUACACAACCGGAGUGAUAUCAUUGCACAUUUUCAGUGGAAGGUGUUUGCAACACAAGAAAAGGAAGAAGAGAAAAAACAGAAGAUGUGUCAAACCCUGAAGGCUGAACAAAACGGAAUGCUCGAUCAGCUUCUGAUGGAAUGUCAUAUGAAUCCAGCGCUUCGUGAGCAUCUUUCCAUUGUCACCCGUACCUUUGAGAACCGUCGGGCAACUGUCCAUGAAGAUGUGAUGCUCUUCAGCAAUAAAGUCUUCUCCAUUGAGCCUCUG
Molecule: messenger RNA, 1377 nt
Organism: Python bivittatus (Burmese python)
Lineage: Eukaryota; Metazoa; Chordata; Lepidosauria; Squamata; Pythonidae
Source: RefSeq, a predicted model, not a curated record